CUGGACUUUUGAGUGUAUACAUCAUUAAAAAGCUAUAUAAUGUUCAUUGACCACCGUGUCUUUGGGUUCGCUGGAAAACUAUCUCAAGAUUCUACAUCACUCUAUUUGCCUAAGUUUGUGCCAAUUUCAGGGUUAGACUCGCUUCGAUGGGAAGAUCAGCAGAAGAUAAGGAAAAACGUAGAAGGUGUUGGAUCUUCUUCGAGUGCGCUAACAUGGAAGUAAAGCUGUACGACGAGCUUCUGAUCUGGAAACCACGCUAGAAGCUCAAUCGAAAGAAAUAUGGUCCAUUAAGGAUGAUCUCAAAAAGCAUGUGGAAACAUCGGAGCUGCGAGAAAUGCUAGAAGCAAACGAGCAAGAUUUAGCUGGAUCUGAAUUUGAUUUGCGUGAUCGAUGGCAAAGACAGUAUUUCGAGCAAAAGAAACGGCAACAACAUUCAAAUGGAGAUGACGAUGCUGAAGGAACUCAUGGGUCUGCUGAAUACCAUCGGACACCUAUCUUAAGUUUUGAACUUGGCGGGAGAGGCCAAGGGGGUAAUUCUUGCUGCAACAAUGCAGCGGAUGGUCCAGCGCUCAGAGUUUUGCCGCUGAAUUAUCAAGUCCCCAAGGACAUGCAUAAGGUAGCGGAAAUCCCAGUCCUGAGAUUUUCACCCGUGAACUACCAGCGUCAGAAGGACACUAUAGAGACUAAAUCACCAGCCAAAAAAGAGAAAUGUGCAUCCCCUGAAAGUAAGUGAGCUAUUUCUUGUAGUUAAGCAGCCCAUCAUACGGAGUGUGCACAUUAAUCAAUAGAGAUAUCAU
Papaver somniferum (opium poppy) is the source of this 797-nucleotide messenger RNA. RefSeq lists its product as uncharacterized. NCBI's taxonomy places the organism in Eukaryota, Viridiplantae, Streptophyta, Magnoliopsida, Ranunculales, Papaveraceae. The transcript is spliced from 5 exons. The record is from RefSeq and is a predicted model, not a curated record. The coding region runs from base 335 to 733 and encodes 132 amino acids.